This is a messenger RNA of Auanema sp. JU1783, 266 nucleotides long. The record is from the annotation of a GenBank genome assembly. NCBI's taxonomy places the organism in Eukaryota, Metazoa, Nematoda, Chromadorea, Rhabditida, Rhabditidae.
CGAACCAACGUAGAAUUACUUCUGGGAUUCUUUACUUCAUGGUUAUCGAGAUAGUUGGAUUGGGCAUUCCAUUUAUAAUUAUCUGUUCAUGUGUCAUUCUCAGCAUGGGAAAUACAGUCGUCUCUCAAUUAGCCUUCAUGACUAUGUCCAUCUAUCCCAUAUUUGGUCCAUACUUUGUUCUCAUGUCCAACACAGAUUACAGGAACAGAGGGAAAGGGAUACUUAGAAAAGCGCAAGAGCUGGGAUCACGUACACCGACUAUUUGA